AUGGACGAUGAAUUAAUAGUAAAUGAAAUUGUAGGAGUUUUUUCAACAUGUUUCGAGGACAUCGGCUGCGUGGAUUUUAACGAGAAAUGGUACGACGAGAAGUACAGGCCGAGGAAUCUGGAUCCCUUAGAUCGUCACACCAUUCGCACGGAAUUCCUCCUCAUGAAGAACCCCAAAAAUGAAUCUACAGAGUUGGUUUACGACGUGAUGUCCUUGAAGAAGGAAACGGUAGAGGUGGCUGGUUUCAGAAAGGGUACUUGCACAAUCUUCAUCAUCCACGAUUUUACGAGCAACGGUUACACUGGGUGGAUCAAACACAUCGUAGUGGCUUUGAGUAGAAAAACCGAUUGCAAUGUAAUCUCCAUAGAUUGGCAGGCCGGAGCUGAACCGCCUCUAGAACAAGCCCUUUCCAAUGCAAGAGUUGUGGCGCUUGAAGCCAAAAUGUUCAUCACCAUGUUAAAAGAAUGUUUCAAUCAAUCACCUGAAACUUUACAUGUAAUUGGUCAUGGGGUUGGCUCUCACAUUGCUGGUUACAUCGGUAAGAGCAUAUGCGGACUUCAAAGAAUUACAGCGUUAGAUCCAACUGGACCAUUCUUUGCUCAUAUGCCGAAGGAAGUGCGUUUAGAUGCCGACGAUGCUAGAUACGUGGAAGUCCUUCAUACCGAUCAUUUCAAUCAUAGAAGUCAAGGAAGUAAAUUUCCUUUUGGUCACGCCAAUUUCCUCAUCAAUGACGCUUUGCAUCAACCAGGCUGCAACGAUUCCUCUCACAUGCCAUCCUUUGUAGAUUUGCGACGAGAUUCUUUGCAAGAAGGAAAAAUUCUACCAGCGUGCAGUCACAAAAGAAGCUUUAAAUAUUACAUCCAAGCCUUAGAGGAAUGUGAAUGCAAAUUUAUAGGAAUCCAUUGCGUCGAUUACGAAUCGUUUUUAAUGGGUCAAUGCAACUCUUGCCCCGGAAACGGAACUUGCGCUACUUUCGGAUUGGAACCACCCUCUGUAAAGACCAAGAACAAUAACUAUUAUAUUCUAACCAACGAGCAUACACCAUUUUGCAUGAUAUCUUAUACAGUGAACAUCACGUUGGAGGGUGGCGAGGUUAGCAAGGACGUGGAAGGUUACUUCGAAAUGAUCCUUAUAGAUGAUAACAGCAAAGUUACGAACGCCACCAACACUUUAUCCGGAGCAAUGAGGAAGAUGACAACAGGACAUUUCUACAAAUUCGUGUUCUACGCUUCCCUACCACCGAUCAACAAAGUUAAAGAAGCGAAAGUGCGUUGGAAUUACAACUCCAACAAGAUCUGCAUACUGUGCGAUAAAUCCAUCACCAUCAAGGACAUCUCCAUUAAACGAAUCGCAAUCAAACCUGAUCCAGCUCAUUGAUUCCAGUAUAAAGAUGAGCUUAAUCUGUCCAAUUCAUGAUAAAAUGGAGUUAAAGAAUGGGGAUUACAUGCA
Messenger RNA from Nicrophorus vespilloides, 1449 nucleotides. Its product is annotated as inactive pancreatic lipase-related protein 1-like. The record is from RefSeq and is a predicted model, not a curated record. The transcript has 10 exons. Gene Ontology annotation, molecular function: carboxylic ester hydrolase activity; lipase activity. Gene Ontology annotation, biological process: lipid metabolic process. NCBI's taxonomy places the organism in Eukaryota, Metazoa, Arthropoda, Insecta, Coleoptera, Silphidae. The coding region runs from base 1 to 1377 and encodes 458 amino acids.